Messenger RNA from Alternaria arbusti, 1158 nucleotides. RefSeq lists its product as uncharacterized. The record is from RefSeq and is a predicted model, not a curated record. The coding region runs from base 1 to 1158 and encodes 385 amino acids. NCBI's taxonomy places the organism in Eukaryota, Fungi, Ascomycota, Dothideomycetes, Pleosporales, Pleosporaceae. The transcript has 4 exons.
AUGGCGGUAAUUUGGGGUCUCGACAUGAAGGAGAUGCAAUGGGGCAAGUUCAAGUCCGGCUACAUGUGGAACAACACGUAUCACAACCGUCGCACAAAGUUCAUCAUCUACCAACUCGCCAUGAUUCUCUGCGUUGUUAGUGAGAGUCUGGGAACCGCUGCGCUGUCUGACUACGUCGACCAGCAAAAGUUCGUCUCAAAGCUCGACCGCAACGUCAUGAUCCACAACAACAACUUCGUCGGCAUCGCAUCGUACAACAUCUUCGUCGGUAUCUUCGUCGCCACCAUUUUCGGUGCCGCCUUUUUCUUCGAUCUCUUCUGGCCUGAGCGACAAGAGUCGAGAGGCGUCAUCAACGCUUGGAAAGCUUGCUCAGUCUUUGCUUGCAUGCUUACGCUCUCCGACGCCCUUGCAUACACUUACAUCACCGCGAGCAAGAGUGCGCACCUAACCGGCACGGACUUCGAGCGCGGACAGGGCCUGUUGUCGCAGUUCAAGAAGGCCGGCGAGACUCCGCUCGCUUACAACAAGAAUGGGCGGGCGAUUGCUAGUGUUGUAUUCUUGUGGCCGGGCAUGAUCUUCACUUUUGUCAGCACAUAUCUCCUCUGGCAUUCGCUGAACCACAUCGACAAGCUCGGAGUCUUCUCCGCACAUGCCCGCAAUCUUGAUGGCGCUUCGCCCGAGCCCGAACCGAAAGGCAACGCCAACAUAAGCAAGUCGCCCUCUGUCGUCACCGCGUACAGAGACGGAACUCCAGUCCGAUCGGCUCCUCCCACAUACAAUUCCCAUGCCGGUCCUUCCUCCCGUGGCGGUCCUUCCAGUCGUCCCGGUCCCUGGACUCCUCGUCGGGAUUCAGAGCUGAACAAGCUAAAGAAGAAGCACAAAACAGACAUCACCGUUGUCAAAGAUGGACCUGCAGACCCACCUGCUCUCGGAAGGUGGGGCAGUCACGAUGCUGUGCAUGGUCCUGUUGAGGAGACCCUUGUUGAAGAGACGCCUAUCGAGACGCUCAUAGAGCGGAAUAGGGCCGAAGUGCAGAGGAUGCUACAGGAGGGAGAUCCGGAUAGGGAUGAGAUGAUUAGGCAGCGCAGCGAGGAGUUACUGAAACAGAACAAGGAUUUCAUUAGCGAAAGGCCGUUGAGUCCUGAGGAGUCUAGAUGA